AUAUUCAGAAGAGAAUUGCAGAGAACUGAGAAGGUACAUUUUCGUGAUAAAUUGCACAGGAACUUGGGAAACAGAGUCGGAGGAAAAAUAUUAUGAGCAUACCAAGUACAUUGUCUUCUUCUCAGCCAAUUGAUCCGAACACUGUCCGAAGUCGAGUUACGGAGCUCAGAAAUGUUGACGAAUAUUCCGAACUUGGGCCGGUGGAGGAGGAAAAGUUGCUGAACAACGUGGCGGUUGAGGUUGAGACCAAAAUUGAUUGGAUAUUUUCAGAGGGUUCUUCGAAUUUAAGCGCGUUACCCGAGGAAGACCUCAAUGAAAUUUUGGGACAAUUGAAGAAAGAGCUGGGCGAAAUAGAGGGUGAAAAUGCGGAUAUCGAAUGUGAAAUUGAGGAGCUUCAAAGGAGAUGUCUGGAAGAUUAUGAUAAGAUGGAGAGUGAGCUGGAGAAAUUAUGUUGUUCAUUGGAUUUUAUUGAGUCACAGAGACCUGAGAAAGCAACAAAUGAUAUGCAAAUAGAUGUCUCUUGCCUUGUGGAGGGUCAGGCAGACUUUUCAAAUGAACAUGGCGCCAAGUUUAAGAUGUUAGAACUGAGUCACCAGAUUGAGAAGAAGAAGGCAACUUUGAAGACAUUGCAGGACCUUGAUUCUUAUUUUAGAAGAUUUGAAGCCGUUGAGAAAAUUGAGGAUGCAUUGACAGGUGUCAAAGUAAUUGAAAUUGAUGGAAACAACAUCCGAUUGUCUUUGAAGACAUACAUUCCAUAUUUAGAGAGUGUACUGCGCCAGCAAGACAUAGAAAGUGUCAUUGAGCCGUUAGAAAUGAAUCAUGAAUUGAUAGUAGAGACUAUGGAUGGAACUUGGGAACUAAAGGAUGUUGAGAUUUUCCCAAAUGAUGUGUACAUUGGUGAAAUUAUUGAUGCUGCAAAAACUUUCAGGCAGCUUAAUCCUACAUCCAGAGCCAUGGUGACAAGGUCUUCUUUGGAGUGGUUUGUGAGAAGAGUGCAAAAUAGAAUCGCUCUUUCCUCGCUUAGACGAUUUGUUGUAAAGAACGCAAAUAAGUCAAGGCAUUCAUUUGAGUACCUAGAUAGAGAAGACGUAAUAGUAGCUCAUGUGGUGGGUGGGGUGGAUGCUUUCAUAAAGCUGCCUCAAGGUUGGCCAUUAUCAGAUCUGGCAUUGGAGCUAAUAUCGCUGAAGAGUACGAGCCAGUAUUCCAAAGAAAUUUCAUUGAGCUUCCUUUGCAAGAUUGUGGAAAUGGCAAACUCAUUAAAAAAACACUUACGUCAGAACAUCUCAAGCUUUGCCGACAGUAUUGAAGAGAUACUCAUGCAACAAAUGCGCGUAGAACUCCACCCAGAUACCACUGCAAAGUAACUACUAAAUUCCAAUUUGGAGGUUAUAGUGCCGUCGUUUAAGUGGUUGAAUCAAAGUUUUAGUAUAUUCUAUUAAGAGUAGAUACGCCAAAUAUCACUCGCUUAAAUUCGACCUGAAACAAUAUUACUUGGUAAGAUAUGACUCAUGUAAUUACGGCUUGAUCUCAGGUAGUGUUACUUACAUCA
Sesamum indicum (sesame) is the source of this 1549-nucleotide messenger RNA. RefSeq names its product reverse transcriptase-like protein. NCBI's taxonomy places the organism in Eukaryota, Viridiplantae, Streptophyta, Magnoliopsida, Lamiales, Pedaliaceae. The record is from RefSeq and is a predicted model, not a curated record.